Molecule: messenger RNA, 2626 nt
Organism: Dendroctonus ponderosae (mountain pine beetle)
Lineage: Eukaryota; Metazoa; Arthropoda; Insecta; Coleoptera; Curculionidae
Exons: 3
Coding region: 143-1222 (359 amino acids)
Source: RefSeq, a predicted model, not a curated record
AAUAGGGGUGCCGCUCUAGGGGGGUGACACAUUUUCCAUAAGGACUGCGCCCGAUCCAGAAUUCCAGACCAGUGCCGGUGUAUUGCGAUAAAUUUGCCAUUUAUCUACUGUUAGUGUGUUAGUGACUUCGGCCUCCAGCCCAAUGAUGGCCCUCAAAGUGCUGCCAAUCGCGCAACUUCUUCUCAUCCUCUUUACCGACUUGGUGCUUUGCUACCCCAGCGGCUACUACAGCUCGAAACGGUACCGACAGACGCACAGACCGGCCGCCUACGAUCCCUACGACUACUACAGCAGAAGCCAGCGGUACCCGUUCGGGUACUACCCCAGCUACAGCCAGCUCUACCCUGAGGAGUACUACUAUAGCCAAGAUGGCUAUUCGCCCGUCUACUACGUGGCCCCUAGGAGCGCUAAGUACGACUACUAUCAGUCGGCACUCCCUUACUCCUAUCGCCAAGAGGUUCCUGCCAGCAGAAGCAAAUACAACUACUACAACGAUGCAGAUCAGGCUAUUGAAGACCCAGAGAAGCUGCUGCAGGACUACGAGCGGGAGCAGCGGGAAAGGUCGCAACCGAUUGGCCACGAGAUUCGCUAUGAGACCGACUACGGUUCUGAUGAUGACUCAACUCUGGCUGAUACCAGUGCCGCCUUUCUCAACAACCUGAUGAUGCAGCAGAUGUACCAAGACGCCCAGCAGCCGUCCAAGAACUCCUACGACUAUUCCGCGGGUUGGAACGACAUGCCCUACGAUCGGGCGGUUGCCCUGGAAGAUCAGGAAGUGGAGGAGCUGAAAGAGCUGCCGAAGAAGCAGAAGGAGCGCAAGGCCAGGCAGCGAAAGCAGCGCAAACAGCGGAUCAACAACGACACGCCUUCCAAAAGGAGCGAGAGCAGCGCCAUAGUCUUCACGGACCGAAAGCCGGUUGUAAAAGAGGAAGAGGAAGCACCUAGGAGGGACACCAGAGGACAGAAGGAAGAAGUGCUGAUGAGACCGGCCACGCCCGUUAGGCACCCGUUCUCCAAUUCGGUGCUGGACAUGAUGAACCGACAGGAGGAGAGAAAGAGAUCUCCUUCAGUUUACGAGCAGAUCAAGCAGAUGUUGGAGAUGGAUAAGAACGACGAGAAGCAAUCGAUUGAUGAAGACGUGAGACCAUCGAUGAAGAAGCGAAUCGUGUCCAGUGAAGACAGCCUGACGAGGCAACUGUCCGUGUUGAAGACGACCCACUAGAUGCAACUGAAGACAAAAAUGCAUGUACAAACAUAGGUAUUUAGAGUAGCUGUCUAUAUUCUUGAGCAUUUGAAUUAGGAGAUGUUUUAACUCGGACCGAAUUGACCAAAGACGAAACCUCCCAAACCCAGAAACUUCCUAUCGCCACUUGACUUGUUUAUCAACUUAUUUAAAAUUGUCUCGUAAUUCGUCUUUUUGAUAGAAUAUAGAACGUAGAACUGUAGAACAUAUGAAGACUGAUCAAAUUUAAGUAUUACUAAAUCUAAUUAAAAACGAUAGAGAACAUUGAACGUGCUGCUUUUUAACUCCUUCCACUCUAGAUAGGCGAAUCUACUAUAUAUUUAACUAUUAAUCGAUUAAGAAAGACAUUCAUCAAUUCCUCCUCUAUAUGCUAAGCUAGGUCUAAGGGUGCUUAGUAGGAUACAUAGCGACGCGUUUAAUUCCUGUAUAUACUUGUCUCAGUUAUCUAGAUGAAACAGGGUAACUGAAUUGAAAUAGCUUGAUGAUGAUGGAAACCCACCCUUUAACUGAGUAAACGACUACUGUACUUUCAAACAUUGCAGAUUUCACUUGUGAUACAGAGAAAUAAGGACUGUCAAUGUUAGACUACAUUUAACUCGACUUUGGCCCCGAUCGUUCGGUGUGUGUAUAUAAAUCUAGAGUGUCCACAUAAAAACCUCUCAGAAGUUGUAUCUGAACAUCGGUCAUUGAAAACCUCCUGCUUCAUUCAACUACGCGCUGCUACUGCUUAGAUCUAAUUGACAAUAAAAGCUGCAACCACUCUGUACAUACUUAAGAACUCUCUGUAGUGCGCCAUAGAUUUAGAAGGCAGAAAAGGGAAAAUACAGCACAUAUAGAUAUUUUUGUAAUGGUUAGGGACAUUUGGAGUUUGUCUUCAGCACUAACCUCUAGCCGCUUAGCUCUGUAUAUGUUUUAUCAAUCGCUGGCCUGUUUUGGGAGGCGCCUAGUCCGGACGUUUCACACACUAUCCUGAGCUUAAUCCAACACCAACAUAAUACUGAAUGGCGUCCUGACUGGCCCCAGUCCCAAGCUGCUCAGCGUUAGCUUUAAGGGUGAGUCAAUUAGGGAACUGGCAGACCUGAUGGUCGGUUGCUCAAUGCUUCAACGUCUGCGUCCGAAGAGUCCGCGACCGACCGCUGGUAGGAAGUGAAGGCGAAGAUAAAGCGCCACAGUGUUGUACAUAUCUCUUCAUAUUUUUUUACAUAAAAUGUAUCAAUUCUAUAUAUUUUGAUAAUAUAUAAAGUUGUCUUUAGCUGACGUACGAUAACUAUUGUUAGAUGACAUCCAGGCAUUACUGAACUAGCGAUUAAGGAACACUUACGCUGAUUGGGCGUGUUAAAACUAUUGUAACUUAAUGACUGAAGAAUAAAUGUCAUUAUUGAA